This is a messenger RNA of Perognathus longimembris pacificus (Pacific pocket mouse), 1552 nucleotides long. RefSeq lists its product as uncharacterized. The record is from RefSeq and is a predicted model, not a curated record. The coding region runs from base 119 to 1006 and encodes 295 amino acids. The transcript is spliced from 7 exons. NCBI's taxonomy places the organism in Eukaryota, Metazoa, Chordata, Mammalia, Rodentia, Heteromyidae.
GUCGGUCUUCGGCCUAGGGAACUGCGUCUGCACCGUGGCUGUAAGGGAAGAGAGGGUGCGUUCCAACAGCCUCCACCGGACGGACCCCGCCACCUCGGUGCCCCCCCCCUCCCCUCCGAUGGAGAUCCUGGACGAGUUCGACAACGAGUUCCCGCUGAGUGUGACCUUCUGCCAGCUCAUCUCGGAGGAGGACUUCGAGAGGCAGGCGGCGGUGCACACGGAGCGCGCGCUGCGCCGCCUCUUCCGCACGCUCGACCGCAACCCCGCGCUGGCCGAGCGGGUCGUGCGCCGGGGCAAGCAGGUCGAGUGCGAGCAGCGUGGGCUCUUCUCCAGCCUCUGGGCUAAGUUCAUCCGUACUGUCCAGGGGGAUCUGAACCAGUGCAACAGCAUGGGAGCCUUGGAGAUGCACCAGCGCUUGGAGCAGAUGAAGAGGCGUAUCCUCCGUGUGCACCUGUACUCCCAGGAAGCCAAGAGGAAGAGAAGAAAGCCUAAACUCAAGAAGCCAGAGCCCAUCCUCUUACAGGACCGGUCCACCUCCCCGUGCCUGUCACCUCCAUCACUGCCUCCACCUGUCAACACCAUGGCCUCUAUGGUGGCCUCAUCACCCCCUGUCUACACUAUGCCUAGGGUCUUUGGUCCUUUCCCUCCUAAGACGAUGGAGAAAUUGGACAUUUCAAGGUCUGAAGUGAAGUUAACAUGGAAUGGCCUGUCAUCAAACCCAAAGAGCCACAUGGUUGAUCUGACCCCCUUGGUCCUCAACCCCGGAGGUUUCCAUUUCUCAUACUUGGCUGGAAACAGUGCACCUAAGCUCCACUGCCCUGGCUUCCCCUGGACCUCGGCCUGUAAUGGAAACCCCAAUACAGGAGAAACUCCACGCCAUGGUGUGAGAGCUUCUAUCUUCUCCCCUCCUGUCCUACUCAAAUUCCAGCCUGUGUCCAAACCCAAAGACGACUCAGAGAAUGACCCUGGCAGUGCAGAGUCCACGCCCCCCAAGAGGAGCCAGUAACCUCUUCCCUGCAGACCACAGCCUGAGGAAUUAAUAAAGUUCCCAUGGAGGUGCCAUCCUUGUGCUGGACUCCCCAGGUGUUGUGUGAUCCAAAGGCUCCUUCUAGCCAUAAGAGGAGCUUGCGGGGGGGGGGGGGGGGGAGGGCACCUGAGUCCCUUAGGCCUGAGCCUGACUGGGUUAGUACUAUGUGAACUUCUCUUGCUUACCUAUAACAUGACAAUUCAGUGAUGUGCACUUUGAAAGGGUAGGGAGUAUUAUCCUACUGUUUAGUGCCUUUCAGGCUUAUUUGGGCCUUUCUUCACUUAAGUUUCAAGUCUACUAUGUUUUUCAUAUACCUGGAUCCAAAACACAAGCCUAUUGGGUGGGUAGGUAUAGAAACUAAACUGUUUUUUUCCCCUGGAGGAAAGUGAAAAGGCCUGUCAUUUUCCAACUUGGAAUUUUUGUCCUAAGGAGUUUCAAAAUAUGUAACUUUUCAUUGUUUUCUUGCAUGCAGGCCUUAGAAUCCAAGAAAUAUGUUGAAAUGUUACUAAAUAAUUGCUUGGUGAU